Molecule: messenger RNA, 327 nt
Organism: Micromonas commoda
Lineage: Eukaryota; Viridiplantae; Chlorophyta; Mamiellophyceae; Mamiellales; Mamiellaceae
Exons: 2
Coding region: 1-327 (108 amino acids)
Source: RefSeq, a predicted model, not a curated record
AUGCAGCACCUGAAGGUAAACAUUUGCCAUAGAACACCCACAGUGUUGUGUCCAUCUGAUUACUCUGUCCACCCAAUCCAGGCGCUCUGUUUCGUGAGACCAAUCGAGGAAAACAUAACAAUAAUCAUCGACUAUAUGAAACGGCAAACGUUUGGUGGAUACUACAUUUUAAUUUCGCACCAUUUUUUUUCGGCCGUUUCCAAAGUCUUUUCCCAUAUUGUCAAAGAAACACUUUUACAGCGGCUCGCUGAGAGAGACGAGAAAGAUGCAAUUUUUCUGGUUCAGGAGCGUGGUGUUUUCUUGAAAGAAGUCGCGUUGCAUGUUUGA